Molecule: messenger RNA, 267 nt
Organism: Oikopleura dioica
Lineage: Eukaryota; Metazoa; Chordata; Appendicularia; Copelata; Oikopleuridae
Source: the annotation of a GenBank genome assembly
AUGCUUCUAUGCAAAGUCGAUGGUUGCAACGAGAUCUUCCCGUUUGUAGAAGUUGAGAACCACCGAAAACGUUGCCCCUCUGAAAAAUGCAUUCAUUGCGAGGAGACAUACUUUGCCAGUAGCAAAACAAAGCACCUGAAAGAGUGUUUGCCUUUUCUGAAUUCGGAACGAAGUCGAUUGAUGAGAGCUUGCUAUGAGCUUGAAAAAACACUGCAAGAUUACAACGAAUAUGCUGAAAUGACAGAGAACAUAAGCGAUCCUCUCUAA